AUGACAUCUCCAGAGCCCGUCCCCAUUGCCAUCGUGGGUAUGGGCUGUCGGUAUCCUGCAGGAGCCAACAGUCCCGAGCAGCUGUGGAACGUCGUUGCGGAGGGUCGAAGUGGAUGGACAGAAGUGCCUCUGGACAGAUUCAACCAUGAGGCAUUCUACCAUCCUGAACCUGAGAUUCCAGGUACCAUUAACCAGAAGGGAGGUCACUUUAUAGACCAAGACAUUUCUGCAUUCGAUGCUGGCUUCUUUGGAAUAGCACAGCAAGAGGCAGAGACGCUGGAUCCGCAGCAGCGUGUCGUGCUGGAGACUUCAUGGGAGGCUAUUGAGAAUGCUGGCAUUCCAAUGCAUCACCUCAAGGGAUCAGACACUGGAAUAUUUGUGGCCAUGUUCGGCCACGACUUUGAACAAGCAACGCACAAGGACCCGGUGGCCGUCUCCAAAUACCACAACCUUGGUGUGGCACGCCCGUUGCUCGCAAACAGAGUGUCGUACGUCUUUGACCUUCAGGGCCCUUCGGUUGUGGUUGAUACUGCUUGUUCGGGGAGCUUGGCAGCUAUUAGCUUAGCCUGCCAAAGUCUGCGGUCUGGGGAGACGUCCAUGGCAUUAGCAGGCGGUGUCAAUCUGAUAUUUUCUCCAGACCAAAUGUCUCUCAUGUCAAUGACUGGGCUCUUUAACGACGAAGGGAGGUCAUUCACAUUCGACACCCGCGGCAACGGCUAUGGUCGAGGAGAGGGUGUAGGAAUCGUGGUUCUAAAGCGCCUGGAUGAUGCGCUGCGUAACGGGGACACCAUUCGCGCCGUUAUACGAAACUCGGGCAUCAACUCCGAUGGCCGAACAAACGGAAUCAUGCUCCCCAAUCAGGCUGCUCAAGAGCGCCUUGCAAAGAGUUUAUUCCAGAGCCUGCCGUUCAGCCCUUCUGAUGUGCAAUAUGUAGAGGCCCACGGCACAGGAACCAAAGCGGGAGACAAAGUCGAAGUCAACACCAUUCGAAACGUCUUUUGCGAGGGUCGCGAGAGCGAAAAUCCGGUGUUUGUUGGUGCUACGAAGCCCAACCUCGGACAUUCUGAAGCUGCGAGCGGCACUGCAGGCCUUAUCAAGACGGUGAUGGCGAUGGAAAAGGGACUGAUUCCGCCGAAUAUUCUGUUGGAGAAGUUUAAGCCCGGGCUGGAACCGGGUCACUGGAGUAUGGAGAUUGCACGAUCGCUCACGCCGUGGCCGUCAGCAAAGACGAGCAGAAAGGCUGUGGUCAACAGCUUUGGAUUUGGAGGGACAAAUGCCAUGCUUCUUUUAGAAUUCGGACGAGUUUACGAUGGCGCAAACAAUUACAUCAAUGGCCUGGAUCGCGACGAAGGUAUCAGGCCAGACGAACCCAAAGUCCCUCGUCUCUUCCCUCUAUCUGCCACAUCAGAGUUUUCCUUACAGAAUGCUGCCAAGGAUCUUGCAGAUUAUCUGAAGCGUCGAGGCGACAUUCGACUUGAUAAUCUUUCUCAUACUCUCACCGGGCGAAGAUCUCAAUUCCAGUGGCGCUCGAGCAUCGUUGCCGAAGACGUCGAUUCUCUCAUCCAGAGUCUUUCGGCAAAAGAUCUGGCGCGGAGCAAGACAUCAAACAAAACUGCAAAUGUCUUUGUCUUUACCGGGCAAGGCGCGCAAUGGGCCAAGAUGGGUCACAAUUUGCUAUCUGCUGAAGACAACGAAUUCACUCGUUCCAUCUCGGCUUCGGAACAGCUGCUCAAGGAAUUCGGCGCUGAAUGGAGCCUUGUCGAGGAAUUGACCAAGGACGCAGCAUCGAGUCGCUUAAACGACAGUACAUACGGCCAACCGGCCAGCACAGCCGUUCAAAUUGCUCUUGUUGACUUGUUGAAGAGCUGGAAUGUCUUGCCCUCUGCGGUAGUUGGUCACUCUAGUGGUGAGAUGGCGGCGGCAUAUGCUGCUGGAGCUAUUUCUCACAAGGCGGCCAUGCUUGCUUCGUACCACAGAAGCUUUCUAGCUGAAAUGUCCAAGCAACGGACUACGCAGCGUGGAACUAUGCUGGCUGUUGGGCUUGGACGCGAAGAUGCUGAAAAGUAUAUUGGAAAGCUGGAGGCUCCAGGCAUUGUGGUGGCUUGCAUCAACAGCCCGUCGAGUGUAACAAUCUCUGGUGAUGCAGACGGCAUUUCGGCUUUGAAAGACGCUCUCGAUGCAGACGAGAUAUUCAACCGGCGACUCAAAGUUGAUACGGCGUAUCACUCUCACCAUAUGAAGCUGGUGAGCUCUGAUUAUCUGCAGCAGCUUGAAGAGCUCGAGGCGGGCUCAGCAGAUCCCUCGAUUCGCUACUUUUCUAGCGUUACAGGGCGAGAGAAGUCAGAUGGCUUUGGUGGCUCCUACUGGGUCGAGAACUUGGUGUCCCCAGUUCGCUUCUCAGACGCUUUACAGAAUUUGUAUCGUCAAGUAAAGCAAAGCGCCCUGAAUAUCGUCGAGAUAGGCCCACACUCAGCUCUCUCUGGGCCGGUCAAACAAACCCUGGCAGGGCUACAAAGUGAAGGAUCCUCAUACACAUAUAUUCCCACGUUGGUACGUGGUGAACAUGGCGUGAGGUCUCUCAUGAAUGCGGCGUCGAGUCUCUUCCGCGGCGGUAGCGACAUUGAUAUGAGCGCUGUAGCUUCACUCAGCAUCUCACGCUCUUCGUCACCAGCAGUUCUAGGAGACCUGCCAACGUAUCACUGGAAUCACACGACAACCCAUUGGACAGAGUCGCGCCUAAGCCGCGAGUACAGAUGUCGAAGGCAUCCCGCUCAUGACCUUUUGGGCUCUCGAGUGAUUGCAUCGUCAGAUAGUCAACCCAGCUGGCGGAUACUUUUGAGUACCGACAGGCUGCCAUGGCUGCAAGACCACGUCGUCGACAAUUUCAUCGUGUUUCCCGCUGCUGGGUACAUGACAAUGGCGAUUCAAGCCUUGCAGCAACUGGAUCAGGACCGUCGCCCAGAUCUCAAGCCUAAAGGUUACAGACUGAAGAACGUUUCCUUCAAAAAGACCUUGACGCUGCCCAAAGACGACACGCCUGUUGAGGUCAUCAUGUCAUUCCAAUAUGUCGACUCGAACGAUUCAUGGGCCUUUACCGUCUCUUCCAUGUCAGAUCAAGGCAAAUGGCAGGACCACUCAAGUGGAACUAUUUCAGCAGCCUUUGAAGCUGAUUUGGACGAGAUUGAGCAGACUCGUGAAGCAGAAUACAGCCAAAAAUCUCAAAUCUCUCGUCUUGAAAGCGCAGGUGAGAAUUGCAACAAAGUCAUUUCACACAAAGAGCUAUAUGCGCAGAUGGCUGCAACGGGCAACCAGUACGGCCCUACGUUUGCAAUCAAUGAAGAAAUGAAGAUGUCAAGUUUACAAUCUCUAAAUAAACUGGUUGUUCCGGAUAUUCUUGCAAAGAUGCCCGGCAAAUUCAUGCAGCCACACGUCAUUCAUCCCACAACCCUCGAUGGCAUCAUCCAGUCAUGUCUUCCCGUUUUCCAACAGCACUCCAUCAAGGGGUCCGUCAUGCCGAUUCUCAUCAGCGACGUGUUUAUUUCGACAGAUAUUGCCAACAAGCCAGGCAGCCGGCUCCAAGCCGUGUGCGAUUUGAGCGACGUAUUUGCACACUCUACGAGCUUUGGCACCACAGUCUUUCAAGCAGGGGAGAAUGGCAAGCCACAAUGCGUCCUGACAAUGGACGGGGGAGAGAUUCGCGUGGUGGGAGAGGCUCAGUCUUCUCAAGUCGUCAUCAACGACAACAUCUUCAAGAUGGAAUGGGGCCUCGACACUUCAUCAAUUACUGCCGAGAUAAUAGAGUCUGUAAAGAUUCCCUUGCAGUCUGACGAGGCCGGUAUUUCUCAGGCAGAAAAGGUCAAUCUCACCUCUGUUGCUUGUGCGAGAUACAUUGACUGGGCCGUCAGAGAAAUGCACGACCGUGGACUGACUGUAAAAGAUGACCAUCGAGUCAACUGGUGGAAGUUGCUGCAAAAGUUUGCUGCCUCAGAUGUAGGCAAGACACUCAUCCGACAGAGCCCAGAGACCAAGGAAGAGUUGGACAAGCUGACGUCCAGGCUGGGCGUCGAAGGAGAGGCCGUAGCCAGGAUCGGACCUGAACUGAUCCCCCUCUUGACUGGUGAAACUGAUCCUCUCACCCACUUCCUCAAGGACGAUCUUUUAUUCAGAGUCUACCACUCUGAUGAAGGCGCUCGACCCAACCAGUACAUGGCCGACUACGUCAAGAUGCUCACGUUCCAGAGGAGAGAUCUCAGAGUUCUAGAAAUUGGCGCCGGCACAGGAGGCACGACAUAUCGCAUUCUCCAAUCGUGUACCCCCAACGGCGACAGUUUCUGCGCAGAAUACAUGUACACGGACAUUUCCUCUGGAUUCUUCGAGGCUGUCCGCACAACGCGGCUAAAAGACUGGGCUCACCUCUUGACAUUCCAAACUCUGGAUCUCGAAAAGGACGCGGCAGAGCAAGGAUUCAAGGAGCACUCUUACGAUCUCGUUGUAGCUGCAAACGUCGUCCAUGCCACACGGUCUUUGGCAAAGUCACUCAAUACCAUCCGCAAACUACUUAAGCCUGGCGGUGUACUGGGUCUUGUGGAACUUACUAGGACGACGCCGUACAUCAACAUGACGUUUGGAUCGAUUCCUGGCUGGUGGGCUGGUGUUGACGAGGGACGAACUGAAAGCCCGCUGCAAUCUGCCGAGCAGUGGAAUGAGCAUCUUCAGAAUGCUGGGUUUUCGGGGGUCGAUCUGGCUGCAUAUGAUCUUCCCGAGCCUGAAAGACAUUGUGCUCUGCUAUUGUCAACCGCCGUGGAAGCUCGGCCGUUGGAUAACACGCGUGAUGCUCCCCAGUUCAAGAUACUGAGCUCCAUUGCAGAGAAUCAGUAUGCACAUGGAUUUUCAGAGAAAUUAGCUACCGGUUUGACCACCCAGGGCUUUCAAUCAUGCAUUGAUGAGUGGACAAAGACUGCUAUUGACGGUUCGUGCUCCUACAUCAUAAUCGAGUCCUCGGACCAGCCUCUCCUCACACAAGCCUCGAGCGAGAAGUUUGCCCGCGUCACCAAAUUACUAUCCAAUGUGAAGAAGGUGUACUGGAUCAGUUUCGCAACUGCCAGUGACAAUGUUGUACCUGAGAACUCGUUGAUCACAGGAGUCUCGAGAUCCGCACGAAACGAAAAUCCCCAUCUCGACUUCUUCACUGUUGAUGUGCAGGAUUCUCUGAAUCAGCACCCUGACCAAAUCCUGCAAGCCAUCACAUCAUUCAUCCGUUCUACAGAGAACAAGAUUGCAAACAACGAGCCCCGUGAGUUUGAGCUCACUUACAAGCAUGGCAAACUGCAAAUUCAGCGAUUCGUCGCAAACAAGAAACUCUCGCGGGCAGUUUCCGCCACUUCAGACGACUCAGAGACGGAAGAAGUCAAGUUCCAUCAGACUGAGCGUCCCCUCAAGAUCAACGUCGACAAACCCGGUCUCUUGAACAGCCUCGCAUUCAUCGACGAUGAUGCCGGCGCACUCGGCCCUGACGAGGUUGAGAUCCAGUCUUAUGCCUGGGGCCUCAACUUCUCAGACGUCUUUAUUGCUCUUGGUCAACUUCCUCCCACUCAGCCCAUGGUUGGAGAAAGUGCUGGUGUUGUUACGGCUGUUGGAUCCAACUUCAAGGCGCAGUAUAAGCCCGGUGAUCGUGUAACAGCCAUGUUUGGCACGCCUUAUGCCAGUCGAACUAGGACAAACAGCCAUUUGAUUCAUCGCAUUCCCGAUUCUCUACCAUUCACUGAUGCUGCCUCGAUUCCUCUCACUUUUGCAACGGCAUAUUACUCGCUGUUUGACUGUGCCAAUCUCCGUCCAGGGCAGACAAUUCUGAUACACUCUGCCUCAGGCGCAUUGGGCCAAGCAGCCAUCAAGAUUGCUCAACGACUCGGCGCAGUCAUAUAUGCCACUGUCGGCAGCGUCUCCAAGCGUCAAAUCCUCAUGGAGCAAUACGGCAUCCCGGAGAGUCACAUCUUUAGCAGUCGCACAACCGAUUUCGCAGCCGGUGUCGAGCGACUCACCAACGGCGCCGGCGUGGACGUGGUUCUCAACUCUCUUUCUGGCCCAAUGCUCCAUGCUUCUUGGGAGUCUGUUGCAGCAUUUGGAACCUUUGUGGAGGUGGGCAAGACGGACAUUUCCCGACGCAGUCAGCUGAACAUGAAGCCAUUUGAGAGAAACUUGAGAUUCAUCAGCGUGGACCUGGUAGGACUAUCAAAGCAGCGACCAGCAGAGUGCCAGAGACUGCUGGAGAGAAUAUUUGCCGACUUUGACGCAGGACACUUUACACCACUGCCAGUAACUGUCUUGCCUAUUGGUGAUAUCGAAAAGGCGUUUAGACUGAUGCAGAGCCGGAAGCAUACUGGGAAGAUUGUUCUGGAGGCUUCUGAUGAGUCUACAGUUCAGGCCAAGGUAAAGCCCCUUCAACUACGAGCCGAUGGAACGUACAUUAUCGUUGGCGGCCUUGGAAGCUUGGGCAAGCAUCUGUGCAGGCAUCUCCAAGAAAAGGGUGCAAGAUACAUUGCCUUGUUUACGCGACAGAGCUACGAUGACACUGUCAAGGAUGAGAUGGAGAAAGAGCUCACAGAUGUUCCCGAUGCUGUUGUCAAGAUUGUGACGUGCGAUGUUGGAAACGCCAGCGUGGUUGAACAAGUGGCCAAACAGCUUGGCAAAGACAUGCCGCCAGUAAGAGGCAUUCUUCAUGGUGGUAUGGUGCUCUCAGACCGAACGAUAUCCCAAAUCACACAGCAGGACUUUGAGAUUGCCCUCCUGCCCAAGUACCACGGCACAAUCAACCUCUACAACGCAUUCUACAACAAAGACGUCGACUUCUUCAUCAAUCUCUCUUCCCUUUGCGGUGUCGUCGGCACCAUCGGACAGUCCAACUAUGCUGCUGGAGGCACAUACCAAGACAUGUUUACGCACACUCAAGUAUCUGCAGGCCGCAACAACUUUGUCACCAUUGACUUUCCCUUGAUUCAGAGCACAUAUACCGUUACUCAGGAACACACUCACUCUUUGGCCAGGCAGGGCGUUCAGCUUCUUCCUAUUGAGGUUGCACUGCCUGUUGUGGAUUAUGCGAUGAGCGGCAAAGCGUUCAAAGACGGCAAUCACCAGAUCGCCUUUGGUCUCGAUCCCCAAUCCUUCAUUGAUCAGACGAUUCCAGGUGGAAGAGUGCCACCGCUCGUGUCUCAUAUCUUGUCUGCUCACGGCCGAGGUCUUGAGCAUCAGGCCAGCCGCGAAAAUGAACAAACUGCAGAAGAAAAGAUUGCCCUUGCAUCAACAGUCGAGGAUGCAGAGGAAUUCGUUCUGAUUGCAAUCCGCGAAAAGAUUGCAUCUCUUACAGUGCUUGAAGCUGAAGAGCUUGACGUCGACCAGUCUGUCGCAAACAUGGCACUCGACUCACUUGUCGCCACCGAGAUCAAGAACUGGAUCACGAACAAGCUGCAGGCGCCAGUCCAAACGUCGGACAUUUUGGAUGCCCCGAGUCUUCGUCAUCUCGCUGCUUUUGUCACCAAAGGCUCCAAUCUGGUCAAGAGCAAAGUCAACCCACAACGGAAUGGGCAAAACGACGAUACCAAAAGUGAUGCAAACACCGUCAACGCCAAGAGAGAAGUUGCCCUCCCCAAAUACCCCAUGCAGACGCUAGAAGGAACACUGGAAAUCUUUCUCGACUCAGUCGGCCACAUUGCAAACGAAGAAGAGUUGAAGCAAACCCGCGAGGCCAUGGGUGCCUUCCAGGCCCCUGACGGACUGGGACAGCAGCUGCAAACGCGACUGGCCAAGAUGUCGGGAGACGAAGGCGAGAAUAACGAAGUCGUCGACAUGUAUGUGAGGAACAAGUGGCUUCGAGGGCGAGACUGGCGGCCCAGACUGCGAAACUUUUUCGCCACUCUGCCUGGACAAGAUACGCUUCGUCAGCCUCAGGCGAAUCAGGCGGCGCAACUUACAUUGGGGGCAUUCAAGUACAAGUUGGCUCUGGAUGCGGGAACAGUUCAGCAGGACUAUUACAAUGAACAAGCACUGGAUAUGGCUACGGUAUACUGGCUAUUCGGCACGAAUCGCACACCAGCCCUUGGAUGCGACGGUUAUGAUAGAUAUCCAGAGAGCGACUACAUUGUCGUCAUGAAACGUGGACACGCGUACAAGGUCCCCAUGAGAAACCCCAACGGCGAGGUUGUAGCGUACAACAAGCUCGUCUCCAUCUUCCAAGCGAUAUCUUCGCAUAGCCCGGAGGAAACCAACUGGACAAGUCUACUCACUACCGCAAAUCGUGACGAGUGGGCAUGGGCCCGCGACGAAAUAAUAAUGGCAAGCGAAGACGGCCGCAACUUUGUCAACACAAUUGAACAGUCUCUCUUCAUCAUCUACCUCGAAGACGUCUCCCCCGAAACAGAAAACGACCGCGCAAACAUCUUCCUCCUGGACGACAACUCCAACCGCUGGCUAGACAAGACGCUCUCCUUUGUCGUCUGCGCCAACGGCGUGUCUGCCAUCUGGGGCGAGCACACGAUGGUCGACGGCACCACGUUUGGAGGCUUGAUUAAAGCCCUCAGCUCGCCAUCUGCCAAGUCGUUCCAAACAUCCAACGGACCAUCUACCGACUACGCCGUAGUUGACGGUGACUUUUCCCAUAUUCCGUCUACGUUGCCAGCCACUCUCUCAAAACGCAUCUCGCCUCUCCAAGCUCAACACAAACGAGCCCACGAUGGCUACACUCUCGCCAAUCUCACACACACGUACUACGCAGCCACCUACUUGAGAAAACAUAAACUCCCGCCAAAGACCGUCAUCCAGCUAGUAAUCCAGGUAGCCGUCCGCCGCCUCUUCGGAUACAACCCCCUAGGCGCAGUAGACGUAAUCUCCCAGCGCCCAUUCCGCGGCGGACGAACAGACAUGAUUUACGUCAUGACGCCGCCCGUCCAGGCAUUCUGUGCUGCAGCCGAGGAUCCUUGCAUCAACGGUGCUGAGAAAAGAAGAUUGUUCCUGGAAGCGGUCAAGUCGCACGCAAGGCUCGUGGCGCUGUCAACUCGAGGAAGAGGAUUCAGAUGGCACCUCAUGGCGCUCCGAGAGAUGAUGGAGCCUGGCGAGGAGCUUCCCGGGUUUUACAAGGACGCUGUUUUCGCAAGGACAAGCGAGCGGCCGGUUUGCACGAGCUUCACGGAGUUUGGACUUCCCGAGAUGGGACGGUGUCAACCGCAUAAGACUGACGUAUGGGUUGGUGUGCAGGUCUUUGACGAAAGAGUUCAGUUUACGGUGAUUAACGGAGAGAGAAAGUCGGAGGAGUUUGUGGAGCAUCUCAAGGCGGCCGCACAGGUUGUAAGAGACAUAAUCGAGACGAAUGCGGUAUAA
Messenger RNA from Trichoderma aggressivum f. europaeum, 9366 nucleotides. RefSeq lists its product as uncharacterized. The transcript has 9 exons. The record is from RefSeq and is a predicted model, not a curated record. NCBI's taxonomy places the organism in Eukaryota, Fungi, Ascomycota, Sordariomycetes, Hypocreales, Hypocreaceae. Gene Ontology annotation, biological process: fatty acid biosynthetic process; secondary metabolite biosynthetic process. The coding region runs from base 1 to 9366 and encodes 3121 amino acids. Gene Ontology annotation, molecular function: oxidoreductase activity; phosphopantetheine binding; fatty acid synthase activity.